Klebsormidium nitens is the source of this 855-nucleotide messenger RNA. The record is from the annotation of a GenBank genome assembly. NCBI's taxonomy places the organism in Eukaryota, Viridiplantae, Streptophyta, Klebsormidiophyceae, Klebsormidiales, Klebsormidiaceae.
AUGUUUCUGAGUUCUCUCUCCAUGCUCUCUUCUUUGGCCGUCAGGGGCAGCGAGGUCUUGAAGGGGUCGCUUGAUUUGAUUCCCGGCAACUUGACGGGGCAGUUCACCAUCCCCGAGUUAGGAAAGAGUGUGACCGGGGAGACGGCCAUGUUGGCAUUGAACAAUGAUGUCGCCAUCCCUGCCAUACUGUUGAGUAACCUUGUCCAUCCUCUGAACGUGGUGGCGCCGUCACUAGCUCUUGAUGUGACAGCGGAUCAUGCUUUCCCAGCUUUCAGGAGUGGCGCUGUGAAGGCUGCAAGCAUAGAAGCCCUAGCUCCCGCUCUCGGCCAACUAAUAGGGCUUGCCUCCUUAGAUAUGUCGGGCACCUACCUUUGGGAGGCGGGGUGGACAGCGCUGGCGCCGGAGCUGGUUAAGUUGACAAAGCUUGAAAAUUUGUACCUAGCAGUCAACGAUGUUCCGGCAACAGGCCUGGCAAAUCUGGAUGAGAUCGUUGGGCUCACUGACCUGGACCUAACAGCCACCCAAAUUGGUGAGGCAGGUGCCGUGGCGCUGGCUCCAGUGCUGGGCAAGUUGAAGGAGCUCACCUCCUUAUCCCUGCACAGCAACAAUGUUGGAGAUGCUGGCUUGAUAGCUUUGGCACCAAUGCUGGGCAAGCUAUCCUGGAUCCUCUCCCUGAACCUGCAGAACAAUCAACUUGGAGAUGCCUGUAUUGACGCCCUGACCCUGGAGAUGGACAAGCUGACGGGGCUCAGCUCUAUCAAUCUGGGAUCCAACAAGUUUAGUGAUGCGGGCCAGGUGGCCCUGGCGCUGGAGCUGAGCAAACUGAGGAGACUAAGAUUCGUCAAUCUGGGGUAA